This is a messenger RNA of Strigops habroptila (Kakapo), 1608 nucleotides long. It is a transcript of the gene CAPG, whose product is annotated as capping actin protein, gelsolin like. Gene Ontology annotation, cellular component: actin cytoskeleton; cytoplasm. The transcript is spliced from 10 exons. NCBI's taxonomy places the organism in Eukaryota, Metazoa, Chordata, Aves, Psittaciformes, Psittacidae. Gene Ontology annotation, biological process: barbed-end actin filament capping; actin polymerization or depolymerization; actin filament severing. The record is from RefSeq and is a predicted model, not a curated record. Gene Ontology annotation, molecular function: phosphatidylinositol-4,5-bisphosphate binding; actin filament binding. The coding region runs from base 107 to 1150 and encodes 347 amino acids.
CGGGUGUCCCGCGGCUGUUGGGGCGUCCGUCUGUCCUGCUGCAGCCGCUGCGAGCAACGGGGUCCGCCUGUCCGUCAGCCGGGGUCCAUCCAACCACCCUGACACCAUGUACACCACACUCCCCACAAGCGGUUCCCCCUUCGGCCCCGCCGCCGCCCGCCCGGGGCUGCACGUCUGGCGGGUGGAGAAGCUGCGGCCGGUGGAGGUCCCGGAGCGGACCUGGGGCGUGUUCUUCUCUGGGGACGCGUACCUGGUGCUGCACAACGGCCCGGAGGAGCGGGCGCACCUGCACCUCUGGAUGGGCCGGGACUCCUCGCAGGACGAGCAGGGGGCCUGCGCGCUCCUGUCCACGCAGCUGAACGCGCUGCUGGGCGAGCGCCCCGUCACCCACCGCGAGGUGCAGGGCAACGAGUCCGACCUCUUCAUGCAGUACUUCCCGCACGGCGUCACCUACCAGGAUGGUGGCGUGGCCUCCGCAUUCAAGCCCCCGCGCCCCAGCACCAGCCCCGGGCACAGGCUCUACCAGGUGAAGGGCAGGAGGAACAUCCGGGCGAGCGAGAGGGACCUGGCCUGGAGCAGCUUCAACACCGGCGACUGCUUCAUCCUUGACCUGGGCGAGACGCUCUUGGUCUGGUGCGGCAGCGGGUGCAACGCGCUGGAGCGCAGCCGGGCGCAGGAGCUGGCCGCAGCCAUCCGGGACAGCGAGCGGCGCGGCAGAGCUCGCCUGGAGAUCGUGGCCGAUGGCGAGGAGCCACCGGAGAUGCUCCAGGUGCUGGGCCCCAAACCCACCUUGCCGGAGGGCAGCCCCGAGGAGGAUGCCGUGGCCGACCAGAGCAAUGCACGGGCAGCUGUCCUCUACAAGGUGUCAGAUGCAACGGGGCACAUGGACCUGACCCAAGUGGCUGCGAGCAGCCCCUUCAGCCAGAGCCUGCUCUGCUCCGACGACUGCUUCGUGCUGGACAACGGUGCCGGUGGGAAGGUCUAUGUCUGGAAAGGGCGCAAGGCCAACGAGCAGGAGCGCCAGGCAGCCCUGAGGGUGGCCGAGGAGGUGAUCACCCGCAUGGGCCAUUCGCCCCGCACACAGGUGGAAAUCCUGCCCCAGGGCCACGAGACGCCGCUCUUCAAGCAAUUCUUCACCAGCUGGAAGUGAGGGAACAGGAGCCCACAGGAUCAGUGCCCAGCCCGCAGCCUCGCCAGGCUUGUGCCCGUGUGCCAGCUCCAUGCCACUGCCUGCACCCUGCCCCGCCAUCCCCACCCCUUUCCCCAUCCACAUCCCAUCCCCGUGUCAUCCUCGUCCCUUUGCCCAUCCCAUCCCUGUGCCAUCCCCAUGCCUUUGCCCACCCGCUGCCCACAGCAUUCCCUUCCCCAACCCCACACCAUUCCCAGCCUGUGCUCUGCCCAUGGUAACCCUGUGCCAACACCAGCUCCCCACUGUCACCGCUGCUGCACCCACACGGCCUCAACACCUUCCUGCCCUGUGCCCACACCGUGCACCCCUGUGCCCCGUUACCCCAACGUCCCUGCUGUCCCCAUGCUCUCGCUGUCCCCAUCCCAACGCAUCUCCCCAGCCCUGCACCCAGACCCUGGUGAAUAAAGGGAUGGGGCCAA